GCUCUCGUACCGGACAGUCGAUUGAGCAAAAUUUCAAUUUAUUUUUUUCUUUCUGACAAUAAUUAAUUCUUCAAGUUAAAUAAUUUUAAAUUUCCAUUAAAAAAAAAAUAAUUAUAAUAAUUGUGAUUUAAUGUUAAUAUAAUUUUUUUUAAAUACAUUUUUCGUACAUCAAAAGAGUGAAUUUUUUGUUUAUUUUUUAAUUAGUGAAAAAAAACCGCAGACGAAGAAUGUGAAAAACAACAAAAACAAAAAAUCACUGCAAGCAAAAAAUAAAGGGAGAAAGAUAUUUUUGUUUUUCAUUGGAAAAUUAUGAGUUGUGAAAUGUUGAAGAAAAUUUUGGCUUUUGAUAAAAAAAUGAUGGAAGGGAUUAAUUUAGAAAGCAAUAAACUCGCACAAAUGUCGAAUUCAAGGUGGUAAAGAUGCUUGUCGAUGAGUGCGGAGGUGGUAUGGGAUGGUCGAGUGUUCGUGGGGGUUGGUCGACCCCCGGGGGAUGUGGAAAUUCCGCCAUGAGCUUCGCGGGAAGUGUCCCGUCUCUACAUCCAACAGGAUCGAUUAGAUCACUACGAUCCCAUCAUUCCGCCAUGGCACCACCCGAGACACCACGGCGCUGUUUGCACUGUCAUCCAGUUCAUAUGUCCACACCGAACAAUUACGUACAACAUCCUGUGCAAUAUUAUACACCAAGUCGUUGUGCUGAUAGGCAAAAUGGUACCUACGUACCACAACGGAACUCCUAUCAUGGAGACCCUCGACCGCGUUAUAAUGUAGAUUCGGAGGAUAGUGUUGGAGGCAACACGAACUGGGUUCUUGGUGAUUUGCGUAGCCUUCAUCGUUGUGUGCCAGCUCUUCGUCGAACAGGUAUAGACGUGGCUGGUAUUCAAACACAUUUCUAUCCCGAGGGUGGCUGGGGUUGGUUGGUGUGUGCCGCGGGCUUUCUGGCCCUGUUGCUUACUACUGGAAUGCAACUUGCCUUUGGUGUUCUCCAUCUUUAUGCUGCUCGACACCUCGGCGAACUUCAUCUAAUGGAUAUAGCUUGGGUUGGAGCUUUAAGUGCCGCAGUGUCACGUGGUUCGGCGCCUCUGGUUGUUGGUGCAUGUCGUCGUGGUAGCACCAGACUCAUCGCAGUGAUUGGUGGACUCGUUUUAGCCUUGGCAUCUCUUUUCACAUCGUUCGCUCUUCAGAUGCAUCAGGUUAUAUUAAGCUAUGGUCUGGUGUUGGGAGCGGGAGCUGGAUUGGUAAAGGAAACAGCGGGUCUAGUGCUGGGUCAUUACUUCAGGAAACGGCUCGAAUUUGUUGAAAUGAUAGUGCAAGCUGGAACGGGCGUAGGGAUAGUACUCUUCAGUGUUUUCUACAAGGAGGCUGUUGGAAAAUUAGGUUGGAGGCAUGGACUACAGUCUGUGACUGGUGCACUUACAGUGACAUUUUUCUUGGGCUUAAUUUAUAGAAGCGCAUCACUAUAUCAUCCACAACGUCGUGCAAUUGUACAUCUUAAAAAUCAGAAAAGUAAACUUCGCGAAAAAAAAUCAGCGACUAAAGCACCACAACGUUUGGUCGAUCUGCGUCCAUUAAGUUGUCGUCCUGUUAGAAUGCUCAUGUUGGCAGCAGGAUCAGCUGCUUUUGGUCUUUAUACACCUGCUUUUUAUAUUGCAUUACAAGGAUACCAAGAAGGGUUGGAAGCUAGUGCCUUGGUUCUGUUGCAAACUUGUUUGGGCUUGGCAGCCGCAUUGGGUUGUGCUGCAUGGGGAGUCGUUACAGCCAGACCAUCUGCUCAAUGCCUGGUAUCCCGACAAUAUCUUUGCCAAGUAGCACUUCUUGGCGUUGCAAUAGCUCAAGUUGCACUUGGUAGUGUGCAAGGCUAUCAUGGAAUGGUACUGGCAUGUGGUCUCUAUGGUGCAUCACUUGGUGGUGCAUUAUAUUCUUUAAAAAUGUUAGCCCUCGAGAGAUUACGGUCCAGUCAAUUCGCAAGAUCUUGGGCUCUUGUACAGGCUGCGGAAGCUUUGCCAAUUUUACUCGGAGUUCCUCUAACUGGUUAUAUGAACGCGAAUAAUCCACGAGUUGGAUAUUAUGCGUGCACAUUGAGUUCCUUGUGUGGUGCUGCACUUUUGUUCCUAGUCGGAUGGGGAAGACAACCGACAUCGCCUCUUGUUGUUGGUCCUAGAAUACCAAAUGUUAGCGGAAUGCCACCACCAUGUGCAUGUCCACCUCCGCCUAGGCCAAGAUUACCCAAAUCUCAAUCUCUUUAUGUCCCUCUGGACGUUGAGCAUAAUUAUCGAGAACAUUAUCCACAACGUGCAAUGAACCCUGAACGUUAUUGUCAUGCUCAAUGUCACACAAAUCUCAGGCCAAGUAAAAGCGUUCCCGAGGGUCUUGAGAAUCACAAUAAUAGUUUACGACGUCCGAGACGUCAUCGGGACGUGACCGUCAUCGAACAAAUUACGACUAGUGUGUAAAAUUAUACAUAUACAUAUAGAGAGCGAAAAAAAAUCUACAACCAAUAUAUCAAUCGAUAAUCACACUCAUUUUGUGAAAAAAAAUCGUUUUUUAAACUCAAAAUUCACGCGAUGAUUAAACAAAAAAAAAAACUAAAAUUAAAUAUUGUCCAAAUGUAAUUUGGACUUGGUGAACAAAAAAUACUGCCCGAAUUUCAAUCUUAAAAGCGGUAAGCACUUUUAUUUGAUUUAAAAAAAUAUCGUUUAAUUAUAUUAAUAAAAAAAAAUGUAAAGAGAAAUAACUAAUUAUUUUUCUUUAUAUUUGUUUAUGAAUCGUAUUUUAUAAAUGAACAUAUAUUUUUUCUACUUUCUUCCAUUUGCUUUAAAAAAAUAUUAAACAAAUUUUGAGGCAUUAUUAUAAUUUAAAAAAAAAUGUUAUAAACAAAAUAUUUUCGUCAAACAAGUAUCUGAUAAUUUUUAUUCUUUUUUUGAAGAGAAAAAAAAGUUCACAAAUUUUUAUGAAUUGUUCCACAAUACUGUGAUAAUCCAUAAAACACAUAUGUACUUGAAAAAUAAUAAUUUAAAAAAAUAAUAGUUAACAUAGUUUUUUCAAUAAUUAUCUCUGAGUAAAAUAACAUUUUUAGUUUAAUUUCUGUUUUUAGAAAUUAUUUUUUAUAAUCAUCAAAUGCAUAUAAAAAUAUUUAAAUUAGAGGGGAAAGUCAGUACGGUCAGACCAUCUUUACCUGUUGGGUCAGUACUGCGUUUAAAGCCCUUUCACAUUAGGGCCAUCUACCUUUGCAUGCAAAUACUUAUAAGCGAUGGUAAUAAACUUUUCGCGUCACUUUUAUCAAGUCUCAGUGAAAUGCGCAAUUUGUACACACGUGUUUUGUAAAAGUGCGCUAAAGAUUAAAAGGAAAACUUUUUUGUGGUGUAUGAAAAAGUUAAUUGAACAAAAGAAAAAGAUGCAAACAAUAAAGUAAGUUGUCUAAGUUUGUUCGUUAGAGUGUUGUUUGAAAUUUUGAGUAAUAAAAAAGUAAAACGACGUAAUAGUGACAGUUGGGCCAAUAAAUAUAGUGUUGGUUGGGCCACUUAAAAUUUUGCAAUUAUGAUACAUCCUGACAUCAUAAAUUCAUUUUUCGACGUAGAAAUGUGUCAAAAACGUCAUUUACCAUAACGCAUUAUAAACGUUUCGUGUUCUGAAAACAUUUUAGGGGCGUUCAUUAAUUUAAAUGUGAUUUUUUUUGAAAUUUGCACCCCCUCCCCUUUUGUGAGAUUUUUGGGACCCCCCUCUCUCCCCCUUUCUUGAGACGCUUUUAAUAAUUUAUCAUAACAUAACACUGAUUUUGUGCGGUGGCCCAACCGUGAAGCCCUAAUCCGACCGUAACGAAAAAAUUUAUUUUUUUGAAAUGACUAUAACUUUUACACUUUUGGUCCAAUCAUUUUCUGUUGUUCAGAGAAAAUGUUGCACUUAAUAAGAGCUUUCCAACCAUACGUGAGAAAAUCCGAAAUUCGGUUUAGAACGGAAAUUAUGGCCACAAGUCGAAACGUAACCUAACCGUACUGACUCUCCCCUAUAUAACAGGAUAAAUUUUUAACAGCUUAUAAAUCCCGCACAAUUAGAAGAUUUUUUUUUUAUCUUGCAAGAGUUUUUAAAAAAUAUGUUUGGUAUCUCAAAAGACUUUGGGACCCAACUUUUUAACUAUAGUAAAAUUGAAUUAAUAAACCAAAAAAAAAUAAUUAAAAUUGUAAGGGAACAAUUUUUUACUAGUUUUUAAUUACAAAGUUUCAUUAAAUUGAAUUUGUAAAAUUUGAAAAACUAUGUAAAUUAUUUAUAUAUGAAUGUUAGAGUAAAUUGUCAAAUUUACGACAAUUAUAAUCAAUACUCUCAAAUUUUUGAGAAUUAUAAAAAGUAUAUACGUCACGUUAAUAUUAAUAUACUAAUUACUAAUAAUAAAUUAUAAUAUUAUUUUUCAUAUACAUAUUUAUAUAAUUGUUGCAUUUUAAUUUUUAGCAUAUAGUUUAUUUAAAAAGAAAAUAAUGUGUAGUAAUGGAAUAUAUGUGAGUGUAUAAAUGAGAAAAAAAACACUUUUUUUAAAAAAAGGGUGCGUGAGAAAUGAAAUUUUCAUAAUCGAAGAAAGUUGUAUAUUUAAAGUUAAUAAUAUUCUAGUCCUAAUUUAAUUGUUAAAAAAAUAUAAAUAUAUACGAAUUACGUAUCAAAAAAAAAAUAUUCAUGAAAAAUAAGAUGUGAUAAAACUUAAAUUGUAAUAAGAUUUUCACACAAAUAAAACGAAUUUUUUUGUUUUUAAUCACAAAAAAAGAUUUCAAUAGCAAAUAUUAUUUUUCAAAACUGUUAUUUGUGUCUUGGUUAAAAAAAAUUAUCUAUAAUAAAUGUUGCAAUUGAGAUAGAAAUUCGCAAAAAUUUUAUACAAUUGUUACCGUAGAAGUCAAAAAUAAUCAAUUGAUCUUGUAGGUUUUAUCAAACAAUACUCAUAUAUAGGAUUACGUUUAUAUAAAAAAAAUAAAGAUUUUAAAGAUUGCCACUUCUAUACAUUCAAACAUAAUUCCAUGCAAUAAUUAAAAAAAAUACAAUGUAAAUUCAAAAAUGUAUAUAAAAAUAAUGUUAAAAUCUAUCAGUAAAAUAAUUAUACAAUUUAGAAAAAAAAUAUUUAUCGAAAUGAACUAAAAAAUAUUUAUAAGAUAUAGAAGGGAGGUUGAGAUUAAAAUUUUAAUUUGGUUAGAAGAAUAUCCAAUUUACAUUGAAAAUAAUGCUAUUCAAUCUACAGAAAUCGGUAAAAAAGAAAAUCAAAUUUUUAAGGUAUUAUACCGACUAUUGUCAGUAUAGAAACCUACAUUACCAUCGGCUAAUAAAUCGGACUUUAAACUCAUAAUAUAAGAAUCUGCAUUGCCAUUAAUCGUAAAGAAAUUAAAUAUGCUUGCCAUAGAUUUAAUAGCAUUUUUCUAUCUCAGUGAUACUUCGCACCAUAAAAUGUAUCACAAAAAUUUAAAAAAAAACUUAAGUGCUUCCUGUUGUUUUAAAUAUACUUUAAUAUUGAAAAUUAAUUCUGAAAAAGUAUUUCAGAAAAUCAAUAUCAUAUUAUACUGCAUUAAUUAAUGUUCUUAUUAAGAGAUAAACCACGUAAUCUCAAAUUAUUUGUUGUUUUAGUCUAGAAAUGAUUUAUGUAAUUAUUUAAACAUUUUAAGAAAUUAUUUUUAACAAUCGCAAACUCUAAAAAA
Leptopilina boulardi is the source of this 5663-nucleotide messenger RNA. Its product is annotated as monocarboxylate transporter 10. Gene Ontology annotation, biological process: transmembrane transport. The record is from RefSeq and is a predicted model, not a curated record. NCBI's taxonomy places the organism in Eukaryota, Metazoa, Arthropoda, Insecta, Hymenoptera, Figitidae. Gene Ontology annotation, molecular function: monocarboxylic acid transmembrane transporter activity. The transcript is spliced from 11 exons. Bases 420 to 2450 code for a protein of 676 amino acids.